CGGAGGACACAGCUGGAGACAGGCUGUCACCAACAAAGUCCCACUCACCAAUUCCUUCCCUUCCUUCCCCCCUCUCCUCUCUCUCUCUCUCUCUUUCUCCCAAUCAAAUCAAUUACAAUUAGGGUUUGCUGAUCCCCUUCCUCUUCUUCCCCUCACCGCAUCGUCUUCCUCUUCACUGGAUCAAUAUUCCUCCCGCUGUGCUUGAAUUGGAUAAUCAACCUUAAAGCUAUAUGUUCUGAGGUUGAUGUGUUACGUAUAAUCUUGUUACUGUUCUGAGCGUAUGGAGGGGUGAUACCUGAUUGAUCUGGGAUGUUGCGUAGUAAUCUAUUCUGAUUGAUUAUGCAUAUCUGGAAUGAGUUCAAUGGUCAUAUUCUUUUAUUAAUACUGUGAACUGUGCUUUAUACUUUAGUACUGGAAAGAAGGUACAACCACCAGAGGAUUUCCUGUAUCCAUGCUGUCAGAGAGCAUGCGUGGAAUCUGUACAUCGGGUAAUGCCCCUGUCGAGAUUUUCUGCCGAGGCAUUCGGUGUGGUGACGAUAUGUUUAGUAGCCAUCUUGAUUCUUCUUGGGUUGAUGUGCAUUGCUUACUCAUUUUACUUCCGCUCUCGUAUUCAUAGUCAAGGUUUGGUUCAGCUCAAUUAUUUUAGUGGUCCUUGGAUCAUCAGAAUCACAUUCAUCCUAUUUUCAAUCUGGUGGGGCAUUGGUGAAAUUUUGCGAUUAUCUUUGUUAAGGAGUACCUUUCACUUAAAAUGGCCGGACACUGUCUGCAAGUGCUAUAUUGUAUCAAAUAUGGGAUUUGCAGAACCGUGCCUCUUCCUCACACUUGUAUUUCUCCUUCGUGCACCUUUACAGAAUUUGGAGACUGGAAUUAUGAGCAGAAAAUGGAAUGUGAAAACAUCGGGAUAUAUUCUUCUUUACUGCCUUCCAAUGUUUGUUCUUCAGCUUUUUGUUAUUUUGGUUGGACCUCAGUUAGACAAGAAUAAGGGUUCUGGAAAAAUGUUGCCUCAUUAUUUUUCAAGUGCAGUGGUUGCCCCUGGGGAGAAUGAUACCAUCCUCUGUACUUACCCUUUACUCAGCACUAUUCUCCUUGGCCUUUUUGCCAUUAUCCUGACUUCCUACCUUUUUUGGCUUGGUAGUCGGAUUUUGAAAUUAGUUAUUAACAAGGGUUUGCAGAAGAGGGUUUACACAUUGCUAUUCUCAGUUUCAUGUUUCCUUCCAUUAAGGGUUCUUUUUCUUGGUUUAUCUGUUUUAUCAGGACCUGGGCAUUUUAUGUUUGAAGCCUUUGUUUUCUUGGCUUUUCUUGCACUAGUAUGUUGUGCUGGCUUGUGCAUGUGCACACUUGUUUACCGUCCAGUUGCAGAUUGCUUAGCGCUGGGAAAUCUACAAGACUUGGAAGCCUGGAGGCUUAAUGAUGAUCAUAAUGAUACUGUGUCUCUCAUUGCUAAUCAGAGUCUUCUGGAAGAAAAUGCUCGGUCUAGUCCUGGUAGAUAUUCUGAUGCAUCGACAAAGCGUGGAUCAAUUUCAUUUCGGACAUUGGAGAAGGGGGUUUCAUCAACUGGAACAUUUGUAGAACUAAGCCUCUUCUCUCCCAGCCGCAGUGCAACCCCUCCAGGAUCGCCUCCUCUUCUAGGUUGGCCUAUGCGAUCCCCAACACAAGUUAUUGGACCAUAGAGGCAGGCGGGAAACUGAAUAUGUUGGGUGAAUAUCAAUUUUGUGGAAAAAGGGAAAAAAACUGAUUGUAAAGGAUUUAGCUUCAAUAAGGCGUAUUUUUUUCUUAAUUUUUGUUAUGUUUGCUAAUUCUAGGUAUAAUGUUUUUGCCCUGGAAUUAUUGUGAGUACCUUUUUACAUUUCUGUACCAACUUGAUAACGUUUUACCUGUUUCUAAUUUUGUACUUGAAAUGUUGGAAUACUCUUACUUGAAGUCAUUGAGUUACGACUAA
Glycine soja is the source of this 1939-nucleotide messenger RNA. RefSeq lists its product as uncharacterized. NCBI's taxonomy places the organism in Eukaryota, Viridiplantae, Streptophyta, Magnoliopsida, Fabales, Fabaceae. The record is from RefSeq and is a predicted model, not a curated record. The transcript has 2 exons. Bases 492 to 1670 code for a protein of 392 amino acids.